Molecule: messenger RNA, 768 nt
Organism: Ceutorhynchus assimilis (cabbage seed weevil)
Lineage: Eukaryota; Metazoa; Arthropoda; Insecta; Coleoptera; Curculionidae
Source: the annotation of a GenBank genome assembly
AUGAGCUGCAAUAUUCAAUAUCCUUCAAGAGCGGGCGGUUCCAACAUACCAAGAAGACCCACGGUUCCAGGACCGCAAAAGGCACGUCCUCCAACAGGCAUACCCAGAAAACCCAAAGUAUGGAGACCCAAAAAAAUUCCCCAUCGGGGUUCUACAAGUAUUCCAAGACCUACAGCACAAAGUUCGUUUAUACCUCGGGCAGAAAAUUUAGCAGACAGUGUUAUGGAAGAGGUUGGAGAAGGUGAAGUUUGGAAUGAGGCUAGUGCAGUGUCUAUGGAGGACUUCCAAGAGGCUUCCGGUAUUGGACAAGAAACCGGCGAUAGUUCUUUGGGCAUAUUAAAUGCUUCGCAAAUGCAAGAUUCCUUCGAAUGCCCUUGCGAUGACGACUCUUUAGGUAUUUUGCACGAUUCCCAAUACGAAGAUGAUUCAUUAGGGGGGAUUGCACACGACUAUUACGAGGAUAGUUCUUUAGGGAUUUUGCAUGAUUCCCAUUAUGACGAUAGUUCUUUGGGAAUUUUGAACGAGUCGCAAAUGCAAGACAUUUCAAUGUUAGCGGAAAGUCCUAGUAAUAUCAGCGUCUAUGAUGCUGAAGAAUUGAACGGAACCACGGCUCCGAGAAAUAAUGAUUGGGACGUUCCUAGGAAUCGGUUAUGGCAAAAUCUGGCGGCCGUUCUGGACGAAACUGAAAUGAUCGAGGAAGAGGAUUUCGACAGUUUCAUAGCAAAUCUGCAGAACGAAAGACGAAGAAUAUUAAAUGACAGUUUUUGA